AUGGAAUUUAUUGAUCAGAAAAUACCAAAGAUAAAGAUGGAAGUGAAUGUUGAAAAUCUUAAAAUUCCCGAAAUUCAACAGAAAGAAAUUAGAGAUAAAGCUGCUUCGGACAGUGAUAAGUAUUUUGGAUUUUCGUCAACUGGAAGUACAUGUAUGCCUAGUUCAAUCUUAAAGGGCAGCAAGAACUCCAUCUGGAGUGAUCGUCACGGAAGUUUAAGUGCUGUAAAAGUUGGGGAAAUCUUAAAGAAUACUUAUGAAGGCAGAGAGUUCUUUGACCAUGGUGGCUUGGUAGAAACCCAAGGGAUGAAAGCUAAGGACGUCACUUGCACUCCUAUAAAGAAGAGGAAAGGAAGGUCUGAACUUAGUGAAGAACAAAUAUCCAAGUGGCAGUCAUCUGCUGCAUACACCGGAACAACAUUUAUCGUUGCUAAUAAUUCAAGCGGGUUGUAUUUCCUUGUGGAUGGUCUACCUUUUCUGUUGGCGGAUUCUGAUACAGAUGAAAAAAUGGCAAGACUGGCAAAAGAAAAAGCUUAUCGUAGAAAUUGUGAAAAACUGUUCCAGCUUGGAGAAGGAAUGCUUGCUGUUGUUCAUGGUACAAACCUUUGGUCUGAGUAUAUUCUUGAUGAUGUUCUGAAGGCGAAGGUCAUAAAAAAGAAGGUGGCAUUUUGUUCAUUCAUAGUUAAAUUAGAAAUUAUAUUGAAGAAAAGUAUAAAUCAUUUUAAUGUGCAGGUCCAAAAUGAAAAUUGGACUACCAAGCAAUGCGCAGUAGAGGCACAACAUAUAAUGAAAACCCAUAUAUUUUCCCCUGAACAUCUAGUGGAAAAGAAGCUUCCCAAAGAUUUCGAUUCUAGGAAUGCUGGUUGUGGGAUCGUAUUUGGUUCCUACAUCGAGAACGAUGAGAAGGUUAAAGUUGGUAGUAUGUUUUACGUUGACAAAGACAAUAUGAAAGAGAUAAUAGACGUAAACAAUUACCCUGGGACGAUUCAAGACCUAUAUAAUGAUAAAACAAAACCUGUUGGCUAUCUCUGCCUUGGAAUAGGAGGUGAGCAUGCUAAUUCAGAGUUAAUGUUUCAUCAUUCUUUUCAUCAAAUGGGGAAUAUGUUGGAUAAGAACUGUCUUGCUGUUGAAAAUGGAAACCUUACGGAGUGUGAGCACGCUUAUGUUUUUCUAAAUGCAAUGCGGGAAGCUGUUGCAAAUUCCUUAACAGGAGGAGAAAUAAUAGGCAAGUAUAUAACUCCUUCUGGUAUCAAAAAUCUAGUGCAUCCUUAUGCUACGGUGAACGAAAAGCUCUUGACGAGGUUAUUUGUGAUCUGGAGUCGAAAGUGA
Messenger RNA from Papaver somniferum (opium poppy), 1326 nucleotides. RefSeq lists its product as uncharacterized. The record is from RefSeq and is a predicted model, not a curated record. The coding region runs from base 1 to 1326 and encodes 441 amino acids. NCBI's taxonomy places the organism in Eukaryota, Viridiplantae, Streptophyta, Magnoliopsida, Ranunculales, Papaveraceae. The transcript has 8 exons.